Cryptomeria japonica (Japanese cedar) is the source of this 1331-nucleotide messenger RNA. RefSeq names its product rust resistance kinase Lr10-like. The record is from RefSeq and is a predicted model, not a curated record. Bases 143 to 1225 code for a protein of 360 amino acids. Gene Ontology annotation, biological process: protein phosphorylation. Gene Ontology annotation, molecular function: protein kinase activity; ATP binding. The transcript has a single exon. Lineage: Eukaryota; Viridiplantae; Streptophyta; Pinopsida; Cupressales; Cupressaceae.
CGUAAAUGAACACCCUUUCUUCCUUAGUAUAAAUUCAUCUCUCUAUAUUCUUUUAUCUUUGUCUUUCAUUGAUGUGAAUAUAAGUCUUUCAACUUGAGCCUUUUAUUCAGGUGGGCUCAUUGGAACCGCUGCAUUGUUACUGAUGGGAUCAUUACUUCUGUUCCUUAAUCGGAAGAGGUGUUUACCCACUUCCUCUCACAAUCCUGAUCUUUCUAACGUGGAGAAAUUCCUGCAAGAUUAUGUUCAUCAAAUGCCAUGUAGAUAUUCAUACUCUCAGCUGACGAAGAUCAGCAAUAACUUUGCACACAGAGUUGGGGAAGGAGGUUUUGGUGUAGUCUAUAAAGGGAAACUAUCUACUGGCGAUCUGGUGGCCGUAAAAAUACUUGAUCAGUCUAGGCACUCUGAGAACCAAUUCAUGAAUGAAGUAGCAACCAUCGGAAGGAUCCAUCAUGUCCAUUUGGUUCGCCUCAUGGGAUAUUGCUAUGAAGAACACAGAAACGCAUUGGUGUAUGAGUACAUGGAUAAUGGAUCUCUAGACAAGUUUAUAUUUGCAGGAAGAGAGAAGGAACAAAUCCUCAAUUGGGCACAGCUGGAUUCAAUUGCCUUAGGUGCAGCUCGUGGAAUCGCCUAUUUACACCAAGAUUGUGACAAUCGUAUCAUUCAUUUCGACAUAAAACCCCACAACAUAUUACUGGAUGAAGAGUUCACACCAAAGGUAGCUGAUUUCGGUCUGGCUAAAAUCUGUGGGAAGAAAAAGGAUCAUAUAUCAAUGACAGCAGCAAGAGGAACACCAGGAUAUGCUGCGCCAGAGGUUUGGAAUAGAAAUUUGGGACCUGUAACGGACAAGUCAGAUGUUUACAGUUUUGGAAUGGUAUUAUUGGAGAUGGUCGGAGGAAGAAAGAAUGUUGGUGUGCAGGUAAGCCGGUCCAGUCAAUUGUAUUUUCCGGAGUGGGCAUUCAAGUUGAUGGAGAAUGAGCAGUUGGAGAGGGUGUUGAGAGGAAGUGGUAAGGCAGAAAUAGAAUGUGAAGAGAAGGAGAAAGCUAUAAGGCUGGCCAAAGUAGGACUGUGGUGCAUUCAGUACAAUUCAAGAGAUCGACCGAGCAUGAGCAGAGUGGUUCAAAUGUUGGAAGGAAAUGGUGAUGAUAUAACCAAUCCUUCCCUGCCUUUCAAUUCAUCAAUUAGGGCUGCACCUUCAAUAGAUUCAAGUGAAGAGUCUUCUGUGUAGCCAACCAAGGGAAUCUCAUUCAAACCCUUCAUUCUGGUCGUUGGCACUAUUGCAAGGAAUGUGAGCAGAAGAGGGAUAUCACAAGACGGUUCAAGUAUUCGACCUC